Messenger RNA from Haemonchus placei, 336 nucleotides. The record is from the annotation of a GenBank genome assembly. NCBI's taxonomy places the organism in Eukaryota, Metazoa, Nematoda, Chromadorea, Rhabditida, Trichostrongylidae.
AUGAACUCGUUAAAGCUUCUCGGUCUCUCUCGCCCCGUUUACAAUGCAGUUGUCGCUAGGUCGCUUGCUUCACAUCCUCUAGCUGACCUUCUGGGACGACUGAAUCAUGUCGCCAUUGCUACACCGGAUCUUAAGAAGGCUGCACAGUUCUACAAAAACCUUGGAGCGAAAGUCAGCGAGGCUGUGGCACAACCUGAGCAUGGCGUCUACACAGUGUUCGUUGAACUACCGAACUCAAAACUAGAGCUUCUUCAUCCUCAUGGUGACAAGUCACCAAUCCAGGUGGAGUUUGAUAAUGAGUUAAUUACGCAAAUGUUUCAUCUCGAUAGGUGUUGA